This is a messenger RNA of Myotis daubentonii (Daubenton's bat), 6375 nucleotides long. RefSeq names its product solute carrier family 8 member A1 (gene SLC8A1). Gene Ontology annotation, cellular component: axon; sarcolemma; postsynapse. Gene Ontology annotation, biological process: calcium ion import across plasma membrane; sodium ion transmembrane transport; cell communication. NCBI's taxonomy places the organism in Eukaryota, Metazoa, Chordata, Mammalia, Chiroptera, Vespertilionidae. Gene Ontology annotation, molecular function: calcium:sodium antiporter activity. The record is from RefSeq and is a predicted model, not a curated record.
GGCGGGCGGGGGUGCGCGGGGGGAGGAGAGCGCGCGCGCCGCCCGGGCCCCGGCCUUCCCAGCCUCCCGGCCUCCGCGCCUGCCUCCCGCCCGCGCGCACCGGCUGCCGGCCGCCGCCGCUCCUGUUGGCGCCGGCGCUGCACGGGAGCCUGCCCUGCGCGGGAGCCGCCCGCCGCCGCCCGCUCCGCUCCGCGCUUUCCCCCGAAGAUGGGAGCCACCUCUUCCUGGUCGAGAGCGAUUUAAAAGGAGGGCGUGCGCGGCAUUGCCUGCUCGCGUGGAGGAACGGGGGAAGGUCCGUCCACGCGCCCCCAAACCAGGUUGGGACAGCUGGAAGUCGGCCGUUGUACAACAUGCUGCGAGUAAGUCUCUCACCCACCUUUUCGCUGGGAUUUCAUCUGUUAGUCAUCGUGGCUGUCUUAUUUUCCCAUGUGGACCGUAUAAGUGCCGAGACAGAAAUGGAAGGAGAAGGCAAUAAAACUAACGAGUGUACUGGCUCAUAUUACUGUAAGAAAGGGGUGAUUUUACCCAUUUGGGAGCCCCAAGACCCUUCCUUUGGGGACAAAAUUGCUAGAGCGACUGUGUAUUUUGUGGCCAUGGUCUACAUGUUUCUCGGAGUCUCUAUCAUUGCCGACCGGUUCAUGUCCUCUAUAGAAGUCAUCACGUCUCAAGAAAAGGAAAUAACCAUCAAAAAGCCAAAUGGAGAGACCACCAAGACAACGGUGAGGAUCUGGAAUGAGACAGUUUCCAACCUGACCUUGAUGGCCCUGGGGUCUUCUGCCCCAGAGAUUCUCCUUUCAGUCAUUGAAGUGUGCGGCCAUAACUUCACCGCGGGAGACCUGGGUCCCAGCACCAUCGUGGGAAGUGCUGCAUUCAAUAUGUUCAUCAUCAUCGCACUCUGUGUUUACGUGGUCCCAGAUGGGGAGACGAGGAAGAUUAAGCACCUGCGUGUGUUCUUCGUGACGGCAGCCUGGAGCAUCUUUGCCUAUACCUGGCUUUACAUUAUUCUGUCCGUCAUCUCUCCUGGGGUGGUGGAGGUCUGGGAAGGUUUGCUGACCUUCUUCUUCUUUCCCAUCUGCGUGGUGUUUGCUUGGGUAGCAGAUAGGAGGCUUCUGUUCUACAAGUAUGUCUACAAGCGGUAUCGGGCUGGCAAGCAGAGGGGAAUGAUUAUUGAACACGAAGGAGACAGGCCAUCCUCCAAGACUGAAAUUGAAAUGGAUGGGAAAGUGGUCAAUUCCCAUGUUGACAACUUCUUAGACGGGGCUCUGGUUCUGGAGGUUGAUGAGAGGGACCAGGACGACGAAGAGGCUAGGCGAGAAAUGGCGAGGAUUCUGAAGGAGCUCAAGCAGAAACAUCCAGAUAAAGAAAUCGAGCAAUUGAUAGAAUUAGCUAACUACCAAGUCCUAAGUCAGCAGCAAAAAAGCCGAGCCUUUUACCGUAUUCAGGCUACUCGCCUGAUGACUGGGGCGGGCAACAUUUUAAAGAGGCACGCAGCGGACCAAGCAAGGAAGGCUGUCAGCAUGCACGAGGUCAACACAGAAGUGGCUGAAACGGACCCUGUCAGUAAGAUCUUCUUCGAGCAAGGGACAUACCAGUGUCUGGAGAACUGCGGCACUGUGGCCCUGACCAUUAUCCGCAGAGGUGGCGAUCUGACCAACACUGUGUUUGUUGACUUCAGAACCGAGGAUGGCACAGCCAACGCGGGGUCUGAUUAUGAAUUUACUGAAGGGACCGUGGUCUUUAAGCCGGGCGAGACCCAGAAGGAGAUCAGAGUUGGCAUCAUCGAUGAUGACAUCUUUGAGGAGGAUGAGAACUUCCUCGUGCAUCUCAGCAAUGUCAAAGUGUCUUCAGAAGCUUCAGAAGAUGGCAUACUGGAAGCCAAUCACGUUUCUACACUCGCGUGCCUUGGCUCUCCCUCUACGGCCACCGUGACUAUCUUUGAUGAUGACCACGCGGGCAUCUUUACUUUUGAGGAGCCCGUGACUCAUGUGAGUGAGAGCAUUGGCAUCAUGGAGGUGAAAGUGUUGAGAACAUCUGGAGCUCGAGGAAAUGUUAUCGUCCCCUAUAAAACCAUCGAAGGGACCGCCAGAGGUGGAGGAGAAGACUUUGAGGACACCUGUGGAGAGCUCGAAUUCCAGAACGAUGAAAUUGUCAAAACAAUAUCAGUCAAGGUAAUUGAUGAUGAGGAGUAUGAGAAAAACAAGACCUUCUUCCUUGAGAUUGGAGAGCCCCGCCUGGUGGAGAUGAGUGAGAAGAAAGCCCUGUUAUUGAAUGAGCUUGGUGGCUUCACAAUAACAGGCCAACCUGUCUUCAGGAAAGUUCAUGCUAGAGAACAUCCGAUUCCCUCUACUGUAAUCACCAUUACAGAGGAAUGUGACGACAAGCAGCCGCUGACCAGCAAAGAGGAAGAGGAGAGGCGCAUUGCAGAAAUGGGGCGCCCCAUCCUGGGAGAACACACCAAACUGGAAGUGAUCAUCGAGGAAUCCUAUGAAUUCAAGAGCACCGUGGACAAGCUUAUUAAGAAGACAAACCUCGCCCUGGUGGUCGGGACGAACAGCUGGAGAGAGCAGUUCAUUGAAGCGAUCACUGUCAGUGCCGGGGAAGAUGAUGACGACGACGAAUGUGGGGAGGAGAAGCUGCCCUCCUGCUUCGAUUAUGUGAUGCACUUUCUGACUGUGUUCUGGAAGGUCCUCUUUGCCUUCGUGCCCCCUACAGAAUACUGGAAUGGCUGGGCAUGUUUCAUUGUCUCCAUCAUCAUGAUUGGCGUACUGACAGCUUUCAUUGGCGACCUGGCUUCCCACUUCGGCUGCACCAUUGGCCUGAAAGAUUCGGUGACUGCGGUUGUGUUCGUGGCACUCGGAACCUCAGUACCAGACACAUUUGCAAGCAAAGUGGCAGCUACCCAGGACCAGUACGCAGACGCAUCCAUUGGUAACGUCACUGGCAGCAACGCGGUGAAUGUCUUCCUGGGAAUCGGUGUGGCCUGGUCCAUCGCAGCCAUCUACCAUGCGGCCCACGGGGCACAGUUCAGAGUGUCCCCCGGCACGCUAGCUUUCUCUGUCACUCUCUUCACCAUUUUUGCUUUCAUCAAUGUGGGGGUGCUGCUGUAUCGGCGGAGGCCAGAAAUCGGAGGUGAGCUGGGUGGGCCCCGGACUGCCAAGCUCCUCACAUCAUCCCUCUUUGUGCUCCUGUGGCUCUUGUACAUUUUCUUCUCCUCCCUGGAGGCCUACUGCCACAUAAAAGGCUUCUGAAGGAACAAUCAGAUGUAGUAAAUUUAUAUAUAUAUACAUAUAUACAUAAACAAUACGUACAAUGAACAGAGGAAACUGACAUUUGUCAUGUUCUCUUACCUGCUGAUGGAAUCCAGCUUCAAGAGCAUACUUACUAGGGCUGAAGUGAGAAACCAUCACCUCCCAUUCCCAGGGGCAUCGUCGCAUGGAACAAGGCGUGGAGGCAGGGCCACAGGGGCAGCUGGCCUAGGCGGGCUGUGUCCUCUCCAGGUUCCUAAGUCCUUAAGUCUUUGAUUUGUUUUCUGUUCUGCCUUCUUUUCAGUGGGGGGUUGGGAGGUGGCUGAUGUCUGCCUUUUAUUGUUUUAGUUUUGUUUUGUUGGGAAGAUCGGGGUUCUUGCUUCUCUUGUGGGAGGUGAUGACCAAUCUAAAUGCAAAUGGAUUUUGGUAAAAAUUUAAGUCAUUAGGAUUACCUUCCCUUCCCCCAAACACUUUAAAAGUUAUUUUGGAUUAAGAAGGGAUAUGGGCACGGAAGAAGAAAGCAGCCCGUCUUCACGUUACUAAAUCCCAGCUUAGCUCUGGACCGUGAGCAGAGGUGAAGCUGCCUCUGAGAAGAAGUGUGGGAGCUGGGAUGGAGCCAGGAAGCAGUGAUGGUUCCCGAUGCCGUCUGAUAUUUAAAGAUAUGCUGCCUGGCACUCCUGAUCAACAGGUACAGGAAGAAUAAUGUGCCUAGAUUCCCAGAAACAUGCAAAACCCGUUACUUCUUCUCUCUUUAGCUCUGGAUUGUAAUUGGCAAGGCCCUUCUUCUGGUGUUUCAGCCCAGCUAUCUCCCCGGGUCCCCCAUCCCCUCCUCCUGCAAACAGGAAGAACAACUCCAUUCAAAACUCACAUCAUCCUUUGCCAUUUGCAUCAAUCCGUGUCCCAGUCCCAUGUUGCUGUUGCCUGGGAUGGAUCAUCUGUUGGUUUUCUUUUCAAAAGCAUCCAUGGCUUGCACAAUCCUGUUCCAGUCACGACUGAACAUUUGCUCCUCCUUCAUGUGCCUGUUUGGGAAUGUUGUUGUGAUACCUGUUACACAGUGCAUGGACGAAAAACAAAUAAAACAAAGCGUUAUCUGUAAAUAGUAGAGCAUAGCAUACACUGUUCUCCCAUUCAGCAGCGUUAACCGGACAUUGAAGACAUAAGUGAGUUUUCUUUUCACCUGUAACUUUUGUGUUGUUAUUGAGUUUAUGACUAGGGAUACAAGGAGAAAAUGGCUUAUUGUUCAUGGAGCUGCACAUUCAUUUUGAAGAAGCAAUAACUGUCACGGGGGACGUUAAAGCAAUGGAGAGGACAGCAGGCAAACCACAAAGUAUCUUCAUGGAAUAGUAGCCAUGUGGAGCACACCAGAGGCCUCUAAAAAACCGCCUGUUGAUUCAGGAAAGCCAAGGAGAAAGGUGUGGAGAAGUGGAUGCGGGAGGCGUGCCUGGGCUUGGAGAGCCUCUGUUUUUCCAGCGCCCUGUCCCUGAAGUAUUUAUUUCACAUCUGCUCUGUCUGGCACAGAUGGUAGAUAGUGCUGGUUUGUUCAUUUUAUUUUUUUAUCAAGGCUACUUUGAGCCCUGUUUCUUUCACCAUCCAGACCCCUCUGAUUGUACCUGCGUUUUUUGAGUAGGAAAGAGGUCAGGCUGACCAAUGAAUGGGUCUUUACAAGUGAGUCUUCUCUACUUACGACUGAGGGGUAAGCAGUUAAAGGAGAAGAGGAGUGCCUCCCAGCAGGGCUGCACUGGGAGGUUUUUGAUCCCUGGAAAGGGAAUGGCUCUUUCUAUUUUAAAAUACCAAAGAGCGUGGUGGAUAAACCCACAUUCCAAAGUAGUGAGUCCACUAAUGAGGAAAAAUGGAAUGAUGUUGGCCCCCUCUUAGAGAGUUCUCUGUCUAUAAAGAUUCUCAGAAUGGAGACACCCCUAGCCCUCUGUAUUAAUUCAAAGAUACUUAAGAAAUAAAAAGUGCUGAGAACUAUUUUCUCUUUUUCCACUCAGUGAUCAUGAUCAUUCAUCAUUUAAAUAAAGAUUUGGUGGCUAAAUUAAUAAUUAAAUGCUGGGUACCCACUCAAUAUGCCAGGAACUAUGCUGCCACCUGGGGACUAAAGUGUGAACAAAACAGCCCAAAUCCUUGCCCUCAGCCGGCUCACAGUUAAUGUGAUUGCUCUUUCCAUGAGUAAAAGUCAACCCAGCCACAUAGAAACAGAUUUAUCCUACAAGGAAAAACACAAUUAGGACACUUUUAAAAUAACACAUUGAAACUGUGCAAAUACAAUUGUUCAAAUACUUAAGUGUUGUUGUUUUUUUUAAUUGAGAGUAUAAAGCAUAGAUUAGGAAAAACAUCCUAGGUGUCCUUGGCCAAUCUUGCAGAUAGGACAUCUCAUCUUAAACCAAGAAAGGCAAUCAUGCUGGUAUUGCACGUCACUGCGAAGGCCCAAUUAAUCCCAGUUUCUAUCUUGGUUUGAUAACAACACUUUUCUAUGCCCUCUCUCUCUACAAUUCUUAUCUUUUGGAGACUCACCCCAACCUGCCAUGGCCUAGCACACUGGUGGCCUAACUCCUUUGGGGGCACAUGUUAAUUCCCUGCCCCUCCCCUUUUUUUAAGAUUUACUAAAUGGAAAACUAGCCUAGAAACACCAGGUAAAUGUUAUCAGGGGACAUGAGUUGUUUAAACAUUAGAAAGAUUUUGCGCUCAUUUUUAGCCAUAUUUGGAAUGUCAAUAGGCCCAUAGCAAAUUGUUACAGAGGACUUUUGAGAAAUUCUUGCCAUUGGUCAAUUUCAAUUUCAAAGCUUUUGGGUUUGUUUGCUUUUUAAAAUUUUAUGUUAUAGGGAUAUGAUUCUGGUUGUUCAGGGUUUAUUAUUAAUUAUAGUUGUGUAAAAUUAUUUUAUUUUGUUUGAUUAUUUUAUUUUGUGUGUAUUGUGCACAGCUUUAGGGAGAAACGCACUCAUUGUGCUGCUCCUUAUACAUGGUACACGUUUUUGACACAGAGAAAUAAAGUUUCUAAUUGUUUCUGACUUAAUCACUAGUUAUACAGCAUAUUCUGUAUGGAAUGUUUUCCUUCUUCUCAUUGUCAUCUACUUCAUAUUUUGUUUUCAUGUUUUAAAGAAAUAAAAACCCAAAAGGUAUUAUUGUGCAA